Molecule: messenger RNA, 521 nt
Organism: Suillus clintonianus
Lineage: Eukaryota; Fungi; Basidiomycota; Agaricomycetes; Boletales; Suillaceae
Exons: 1
Coding region: 153-488 (111 amino acids)
Source: RefSeq, a predicted model, not a curated record
GCUCAUGGCCCUGUCCAAGAUUUUCGCGCGCUGUGCAUGGUGAUUCCGCGCGAAGUGCCCUUGCGACGCUCACAUGUCUCUAGAUGUCGUUGUUGUGUAUUUCUUCUUUUGGAUGAUCCACAAAUUUUGGGGUUUACAACGACCGCAGAUUAAUGCCUAUAUCAAUACCUUCAUUUCGAAAUAUGCUAGUUUCGAACGUUCUCUUCUGGCUCCUGAUUUUGCAUAAUGGCUGUGUCGCAGAGAUUUUUUGCACGGUCAGUGUAAGAUGGGGGGUGCAACGUACUCGAGCUCCCAGUGCGUCCAUCUCUAACUAUGGAAUUCUAGAAUUUACAUUAUUCAUGAUCAAGCUUCUGUUUUACUUUUCUGCAGGUCGUCCCGAACUUUCAAUGACCGCCGCUUCACCGUUCAACUACCUGAAAAUUCUGCGAAUAACCAACCGGAGCUUGAAAUGCUCUUGCGCUCGCACUGUCAUGUAUAUUUGCCCCUAACACAUAACAUUGAUGAGUUGGGAACAAAUGUAC